AUGUCACAACGACCCCCGAAAUCUGAUGGGCCAGACUCUGGUUUUGGCAGAAUCCUACGCAGCAUGGGUUCAGGAACAGAUGUUCUUUCAAUGUCGGCGAAGUCUUCGCGAGCCACCCUUCCUCACGCCAAUCCCCCACCCACCUACGUCUCAGAAUCGGAAGCGGAACAAUUGAUAUAUGCAGAGAUCGAGCGACCGGUCAAACUCUCCGAAGUCGCCCUUUAUUUGGUCAAUGGCUUCCUCGAUCAGGUCCUCUACGAUAUCCUCUCCAAAUCACAUUCCACCACGUUGGGCGCCAUUCGGGCUGCGGUACCGGUUGUCUUGAAACAAAGAUUGGGAAAAUCUGCGGUCAAGGCUGCCGACGAAGAAUUGCAAGACUAUCUUGAAGAAGAGGAGAUGGAGGAACUCCAAUCCGCCAUUGGUGUCCUUGAUCCUAAAGCGGAGUUUGACGUCGACCUCGCUUGGAAGCUUACAAGACUGCGUUGCAUGGUCUAUGCUAAGCUUGGAGAUAUGGAAGAGGAAGAUGAAGAAGAAUAUCUGGAUGACGAUGACCUGAGGGACCAUAUCAGCCGAGUCAAGGAGUCAAUUAGGGCUUCUGUGACGAUCACACCGCCGUCCGCUAUUUUCUUGACCACAGUCCUGGAAUUUCUCGCCGAGCAAGCUCUGUGUAUUGCCGCGCAACAUUCAAAAAGGCGUCAUACGCUCCCCAGGAGCCCAAGUGCAUCCGAGUUACCUACAGAGAGUCAAGAUUCUGAUCAGGAUGUCCUCGUCAUCGAGGAGAUAGAUAUGUCAGGAGUGGGUAAAGAAGGCCCUCUCAUCCGACUUUGGCGCUCGUGGAAAGGCAGCGUUCGCACGGGUGGGAGCAUAUCGUCUCGCCCGACAACACCCAAUAUCAUGUCGCCUUCAAGUCCAGACUCCCCGAGCCAUGAGUGGAAGUCUCCCUCUGCUCCAAUCUCGACUAUUCAAGAAGAGCGCAGCCCAUCUAUUCGGCCAACGGACAGUCCAUCACCGGCUGACAUUCCGCUUCCGAUGGGUGACAACGAUGUGGAGGAGAUCGAAGUGCCGGGACUGGCCCCUACUUUUGAAGACGAGCCCGAGGAUGAACCAGACCAACGUCCCACGCUUGAGAACCGAAGGCCCUCCAGUAUGCUUAUCAUGCCCGGCAAUUUCCCAGACUCUUUUUCGUCAACAGCCGAUGAGCAGAGCACAGAGAGACCUGUUUGGAAUAGACGAAGAUCACAGUCAUUGCCCACCUCGACGCAAAAUGCUUCGGCUGCACGAUUGAGGAACAGGACGAAAAGAGAAAAUCCACCUGAAGUUUCUGCCACAACCGUAGAGGCAACCAAAUCCGAACAAAGCGCUCAAGAGAAAGGCGAGAAACCCGAGAUACCUGAGAACCAUGAUUCGGAACCACCACAGGAACAGAGACUGUCCAGUCUGCGAUCAAAUGCAAUCAGCACCACCGUGGCCACCAUUGCUGGUGCAUUAAGCGUGGAAGCGUCCAGAGCACUUCGCAGAGAUCGAUCAACUCAAAAUCGAUCUGCACCAGAUUCGCCCGAGACUGCUGUGGAAGUUAGGCCUUCUAUUGACACAGAAGAUGACUUCGACCGUAUGCAUGUUCCAGUUCGAGCAUCGACCUCUGAAAUGGCGUCGCCAAACAUAGAGGAUCAUGAAGCAGGAAUUCAACCUCAAGGCCAGACAUUGAGUCCUGCGGACGAGCCGGAUGCGGAAGAAAACAACCAGGCCAAUCCUCGCGAUUCUGGUUUUGGCGUUGUUGCUUCCGAAGACGAGCUUCCUGCAGAAGGCGAAAUCGCUCCUACUGUCGAACAAGACUCGUCAAUAACGCAUGACGAUCAGGUAGCCGUCAAUGACCAACGUUCUAGUCAGGUUGAAAGCGUAGGCGACGGGGCAAGCGCGACGGAGCAUUAUGACGGAUAUGCUCUGAUCCAUCAAACGCCAGGCCCUAGCACCGAUCACAACAACUUUGAUUCCACCAUUGUACAGGGAACGGCCGGCUCUAAUAUCCCGGCCGCUGCCUCGACUACCACCACAUCUGACACAUCUGAAGCUGCGACAUCUUCUGCAUGGCCUGCUGUGAUUCCUAAUCGUAGGUCAUCUCUAGAACAAAAGACAUCUGAGCGGUCACCUGCCGAGGUGAGAUUUCCCCAACUCCUCCCAGCGCCUCAACGUUCUUCUGAAAGCGAGAAGAUGGCGGAUUAUCCUCAGGAUCGAGUGCCUCGAUACGCUACUUCAGCCUUUGCUGGCGGUCCUGGUGGAUCAGUAGGGUCCAACUAUACCCAGGUUGUGCAUACCAAAACUACAGGAGGGGGAAAGGACGGAAGACCGUCAACAGCCGGGUCUGCCACGGCUCGCCGUCAACAUAUUCGACUUCGAUCAGGCACUGAUGAGGGCUCGUGGCAGCGUGUCACCCCUCAAGAUGAACUGGACAGAACAAAGAAGAGCCUCGAUCUUCUGAUUGAUAGCGAUGAAACUCUCCACUACACGCUGACUCCUGCGUCUGCUAGAGCUGCUAAUGAGGGAUCCAAGCCCAAAGUCAAAAGCCAGACGCAGGAAUUGGCUGAAUUCUUUCGAAACACUGUGCCACCUGGAGAGGAACCAGUCCGGCCCAAAUCAUCUCGGUCUGCGAAAGAUGCGCUUAGUGGUCUCCGAAUAAAUCCUCCAUUGUCUCCCAAGCUACCGUUAUCUCCCAAACUUCCACUUUCUCCUAAGCUUCCACUCAGUACGAAGAGCGCUUCAUCUCAGUCGGCAGCCCAAUCAUCCGUGACGUCAGCUUCGCGGCCUAAGAAUCCCAUAGGCGAGCCACGGGAUGCCAGAAUGGCACGGAACACGACAAGAGACCUCGCGGAUUAUGCACGCUCAACUGGCCCAGAAAAUGAUAUGCAGCUUCCCAAAUCACUGGGGACACGGCCCGGAACUGCUCAAGCCGUCAGGACGGCAGACGGAUUUAUCAGAGAGAAAGAUGGCGGAGCAGGGCCUUCCGAUGAAAAAGGUGGCGAUAGACGUCCUGGCACCACUUUAGGAAAACCCGCCAACCGCCUCAAGUACCAGGCACGGGAUGCUCGAGCUCCACGAACAGCCGGAAGCUCUGACCUGAUUGACUUUAUCAGAGAGGGACCUCCACGAGCACCGGGCGAACAUCGAAUUGAUCGGCAUGUCGCGCCUUUUCGGACGACUAUGGACUCUGAUGAUUUAAAUGCCCUUGCCCCCCCACCGGAACUUGAUGUCAAUGGACGUACCUCUGACGGGAGCGCCCAAGGAAGCGCUAUUACUGUCAAGUCGAUGCCAUCCUCCAUGAAUUCCCGCACCGGUCUGCUCGACUCGACGAAUCUCGCAGCAAACAAGUUCACAAACGGUGUUGGAUCUGCUCCAAAUUCAAUUUCAAGACAACCUGUCAUCCCUGAAGCAGAUGGUAUGCCAAAGAAAACCAGAAGACGGGUUCGUGAUCCGUAUGCCAUUGAUUUCAGUGAUGAAGAAGAUGAAGACCUGGAAGAGUUCGCCCCACCGAAGCGUCGAACCGAGGAGGAAUCACUGGUUGAUUUCCUCCGGAACACUGCCCCCCCACCAGGAAUGACAACUCUACCAAUUCUUGCCGCAAAUCCAAACCCGACCCAGCCAGACCCUUCAACAAUGGUAAAACGAUCAGCCAGCAGCUCGAAGUUGAAGGACUACCUCCAGAAUACCACGUCAGGCAAGAAUGGAGUUACCACCAAACCCACCAAUGGAGCGCGAUCGGAGUCUCCCCAUCUAACACGGGUUGGCUCAAAGCUAGACAAAUAUCGGCCCACUCAGCCUACACACGCAGCGCAUGUUGAGCGAAAUCGGCAAAAGAUGCGUGCUGAGCCAAGAGAUGCGACCGUGUCUAAUGUUGGGGGGACAGCUGAUCUUGCGGCGUACUUGAAGAGUUCUGGGCCACCUCCGAGCAUAGAAACACCAGCUCAACGAUUCGUCAAUACCACGGGGAGGGACCAAGCAGGAUUCAUGAAAUUCUUUCAGAGACGGGGAAGUGUGAAAAGUGAGAAGAAGUGA
Messenger RNA from Rhinocladiella mackenziei CBS 650.93, 4047 nucleotides. RefSeq lists its product as uncharacterized. Lineage: Eukaryota; Fungi; Ascomycota; Eurotiomycetes; Chaetothyriales; Herpotrichiellaceae. Bases 1 to 4047 code for a protein of 1348 amino acids. The transcript has 2 exons. The record is from RefSeq and is a predicted model, not a curated record.